Molecule: messenger RNA, 1559 nt
Organism: Monopterus albus (swamp eel)
Lineage: Eukaryota; Metazoa; Chordata; Actinopteri; Synbranchiformes; Synbranchidae
Exons: 3
Coding region: 205-879 (224 amino acids)
Source: RefSeq, a predicted model, not a curated record
UCACUGAAAGCUGGGUAAGUUUUCGGAGGCGCCGAGGAGCUCCUGUUGGACGGCGGCUUUGGCAUCUGCGGGAGCCUGCUGGAUAGUAAAACCACUAUCUGUCGCUUCAAGGACGACCGGUUUGGAGAGUGUCUGUAGUUGCGCUGUCCUCGCCGUGGUGAGUCUACACCCAGACCUCUUUGUAGUGAUUAUACGGUAGAAACAAUGUUUUUAUGCAACACGAGUGCCAUAAAGGACUGGAGCUAUUUCUUGUCUCAGAUUUUGCCACUGAUCAAUAAAACUGCAGGGUUGGUCGACAUCGACAAAGCGGAGGCUGUGACCACCACUGUGGUGACAGCUCUGCAGCCUGACGGCGCCAUGAGCGCGAGCAAGCCGCCUCUCAACUCCAACCAUACCUCGGGCAUGGAGCACAUAUUUCAGUCCUCUUACUCGGAGAGUGACCUGCUGUACACGGACUACCGGACGCCUGCGCGGGACUCCAUCCCGCUGCCAAAAGCGGUGCUCUACCUGGUCAUGGCAGCGCUGGUGGUGGUGGCUGUGGCAUACGCGAUAGUUGGGCACCUGGUCAAAGAUGUGGUUAACGACUUUGUGGGUGGAAGCAGGUCGAUUGUGACCGAAGGUGACAGCGGUGAAACCAGUGAACCAGAGUGGGCUCUUGGCGCUCAUCGAGUUACCAGUCGGAACAAGACUGAGAUCAACUGCAUCACCAACAAUGUAAACGAGGUGAGCGAGAUGGGUGAGAGGCCCCGGCCGGUGGAAAUGACCUGCAUAUCCCUGAACCACAGUAACUGCCUGAGCUCCAGCAGACCAGAGGAGAUAGUGAUCAGUGUAGAAGAGACGCUACAGCAGCGACCCCCAGACACUCACUCUGGGACUUAACUCUGAGCUGGGAACCUGCCCUGAGAGGAAAAUUAAGCUGGGUAUAUGCUUGCAUUUUUUGUUCAAGUGGAUACACAAGUGUGUCAUGAAUGGAAGCUCUAUCCACUGUUUCCUCACCUGCAGGUGACAGUGGGCCAGGUGGGAUUUUAAACUGUGCUGGACCACUGGUGGCAUCAGACGCUGGCGUCUGUAUCUGACUGGACUCCUGUCUGCAAGCAGUCAGAGAGGAAAAAAGCUUUUUAAAAAACUUUGCCCUCAGUGGACUGCCCUGUUUUUCAAGUGGCCCCUUAAGCCUUUAAUGUGAAAAUAUCACUGUUAAGAUGAGGCCUGCAGUUCACUAUAACAACAGACAAUAUGUAAUCACUUGAAAUAUACAUCACAGGUAGGUCAGUACAUAUUUAAUAUUUCAACUAGCAAACACUUCAGUUCAGUCACAUCACCAGUUUUUUUAUUUUCCUUGAUGCUGUGAGACUUGUAAAGUGUCUAUUGUAAUAACUGCUAAAUUGAUAUGAAGAAUGACACGUCUCCUUUUUUGUGUAGUGAUGCUGUGAUUACUGGGAUGUAAGUUCACUACGCAAUAUUAAAAGUGUUUUGUUAUUAGGUUGAUGUGAACUAAAGUGCUAAAUCACCUUUAAGACCUCUGGUUACACCUGACUGCAAAAAAAUCGAGUAUAAAAGUA